Molecule: messenger RNA, 1239 nt
Organism: Saccharomyces paradoxus
Lineage: Eukaryota; Fungi; Ascomycota; Saccharomycetes; Saccharomycetales; Saccharomycetaceae
Gene: JLP1
Product: sulfonate dioxygenase
Exons: 1
Coding region: 1-1239 (412 amino acids)
Biological process (GO): sulfur compound catabolic process
Cellular component (GO): cytoplasm
Molecular function (GO): sulfonate dioxygenase activity
Source: RefSeq, a predicted model, not a curated record
AUGUCUCCUCCAGCAGCUGAAACGGCAACACCCUUCCUCUCAAGUGAUUUACCAAUUAAAAUCGUUACAAAUGGGUUAAAGAACCUCAAUUAUACCUCCAAGCAAGGUUACGGGAAUUUUGAUACUCAUUUCUACGAUGGCCAGGAUGAAGUCUCUCCCUCUGGCCUAUUGAAGAUUCGUAAAUCUUAUAGAGAAAAAUCGAAGUACCCUGAUUAUUUGCCUACCUGGGAUCCUACUGAAAAGUAUGGCCCAUUGGAAUUCCACGAAUACCAUGAUCCUGCUUUGAGAGCCGACACUAACUUUUCAAAUCUUUUUGCGAAAGAAAAGAUUGGUCAACUAAAGGUCAAGAAGGUCACCCCAAAAUUAGGUCUCGAAAUCAAUGGGAUCCAAUUAACUGAUCUUUCUGAUGCUGCAAAAGACGAACUCGCUUUGCUCGUUGCACAAAAGGGAGUAGUAAUCUUUAGAAAUCAGAACUUUGCUGACGAGGGACCAGAUUAUGUGACCGAGUAUGGAAAACAUUUUGGUAAGUUGCACAUUCAUCAAACCAGUGGACACCCUCAAAACAACCCUGAACUGCAUAUUACUUUCCGAAGACCUGAUGCGGAAGAAUUUGCAAGAGUUUUUGAUGACUCGACAUCAUCUGGUGGCUGGCAUACAGAUGUUUCUUAUGAGUUGCAGCCACCUUCUUACACUUUCUUUAAUGUUGUCGAAGGUCCUGACGGUGGGGGAGAUACGUUGUUUGCUGACACGAUUGAGGCUUUCAACAGGUUGUCCAAACCUUUGCAAGAUUUCUUGAGCACUCUUCAUGUCAUUCAUAGUUCAAAGGAACAGGCAGAGAACUCACAGCGCCAGGGCGGUAUACAAAGGAGAGCACCUGUUACACAUAUUCAUCCAUUGGUCAGAGUUCACCCUGUCUUGAAAAAGAAAUGCUUGUAUGUUAACCGUGCAUUUUCUAGGAAAAUAGUCGAGUUAAAAAGACAAGAAUCUGAAUCACUGUUGAAUUUCUUGUACAAUUUAGUGGAAAGCAGUCAUGAUUUGCAAUUAAGAGCCAAGUGGGAACCUCGUACGGUCGUAAUUUGGGACAAUCGCAGAGUUCAACAUUCAGCAGUAAUUGAUUGGGAAGAACCAAUUCACAGACAUGCGUUCAGAAUUACUCCUCAAGCGGAAAGGCCAGUGGAGGACCUGAAGUUCUUGAACGAUGAAAAUUAUUAUCCUUCUUCAUUAACUUUGGAUGUUUGA